Messenger RNA from Ochotona curzoniae (black-lipped pika), 2467 nucleotides. RefSeq names its product glutaminyl-tRNA synthetase 1 (gene QARS1). Gene Ontology annotation, cellular component: aminoacyl-tRNA synthetase multienzyme complex; cytoplasm; cytosol. The coding region runs from base 40 to 2367 and encodes 775 amino acids. The transcript has 24 exons. The record is from RefSeq and is a predicted model, not a curated record. Gene Ontology annotation, biological process: glutaminyl-tRNA aminoacylation; translation. Gene Ontology annotation, molecular function: ATP binding; glutamine-tRNA ligase activity. Lineage: Eukaryota; Metazoa; Chordata; Mammalia; Lagomorpha; Ochotonidae.
ACUCUACCCAAACUUUCUUUUGGUUUCCGGUACCUGGUCAUGGCGACUGCGGACUCUCUGUCGCUCUUCACCGGCCUCGGCCUGAGCGAGCUCAAGGCCCGCGAGACGCUCAAGAACGCGGCUCUGAGCGCGCAGCUGCGCGAGGCGGCCACCCAGGCGCAGCAGACUCUGGGCUCCACCAUCGACAAAGCUACUGGGACGCUGCUGUACGGCUUGGCCUCCCGACUCCGAGACCCCCGGCGUCUCUCUUUCCUCGUGAACUACAUAGCCAGCAAAAAGAUCCGCACGGAACUGCAGCUCAGCGCUGCCCUAGAGUAUGUGCGGAGCCACCCCCUGGACCCCAUCGACGUCCGGGACUUUGAGCAGGAAUGUGGCGUGGGUGUCAUGGUGACCCCAGAGCAGAUUGAAGAGGCCGUGGAGGCCACUAUCAACAGGCACCGGCCCCAGCUCUUGGCUGAACGUUACCACUUCAACAUGGGGCUAUUGAUGGGAGAGGCUCGCGCUGCACUCAAGUGGGCAGAUGGCAAAAUGAUCAAGCAUGAGGUGGACAUGCAGGUCCUCCACCUGCUGGGUCCCAAGAUGGAGGCUGAUCUGGAGAAGAAGCCCAAGGUGGUGAAGGCUCGGUCUGAAGAGCCAGACCGCAAAACUGCCAAGGAUUUGGUGGAGAACGGUGAGCCCGUUGGUCAGACCCUGUCUCUGCUGGAACAGCUGCGCGGGGAGGCCCUUAAGUUCCAUAAGCCUGGGGAGAACUACAAGACUCCAGGCUAUGUGACCACCCCACACACCAUGGAUCUCCUGAAGCAGCACCUAGAAAUCACAGGGGGGCAGGUUCGUACCCGGUUUCCACCAGAACCCAAUGGGAUUCUACACAUUGGACAUGCUAAAGCCAUCAAUUUCAACUUUGGCUAUGCCAAGGCCAACAACGGUAUCUGCUUCCUGCGCUUUGAUGACACCAACCCUGAGAAGGAGGAAGCCAAGUUCUUCACUGCCAUCGCUGACAUGGUGGCCUGGCUGGGCUACACACCAUACAAGGUGACUUACGCCUCUGACUAUUUCGACCAGUUAUAUGCCUGGGCUGUGGAGCUCAUUCGCAGGGGUCAGGCUUACGUGUGCCACCAGCGAGGCGAGGAGCUCAAGGGCCACAACACCCUGCCCUCACCUUGGAGGGACCGUCCUGUAGAGGAGUCGCUGCUGCUGUUUGAGGCAAUGCGCAAGGGCAAAUUUUCAGAGGGUGAGGCUACGCUGCGGAUGAAGCUGGUGAUGGAGGAUGGCAAGCUGGACCCAGUAGCCUAUCGUGUCAAAUACGUACCGCAUCACCGCACAGGGGACAGAUGGUGCAUCUACCCCACCUACGACUACACCCAUUGCCUCUGUGACUCCAUCGAACACAUCACACACUCCCUCUGCACCAAGGAAUUCCAGGCCCGACGCUCUUCCUACUUCUGGCUGUGCAAUGCCCUGGAUGUCUACUGCCCCGUCCAGUGGGAAUAUGGCCGUCUUAACCUGCACUAUGCUGUUGUCUCCAAGAGGAAGAUCCUCCAGCUUGUAGCAGCUGGUGCUGUGCGGGACUGGGAUGACCCCCGGCUCUUCACGCUCACAGCCUUGAGACGGCGGGGUUUCCCACCUGAAGCCAUCAACAACUUCUGUGCCCGGGUUGGAGUGACCGUGGCCCAGACCACAAUGGAGCCGCAUCUCCUGGAAGCGUGUGUGCGGGAUGUUCUGAAUGACAUGGCCCCUCGGGCCAUGGCUGUGUUGGAGUCACUACGGGUUGUCAUCACCAACUUUCCUGCUGCUCAGUCCAUGCAAAUCCAGGUGCCCAACUUCCCAGCAGAUGAAACCAAAGGCUUCCACCAAGUUCCCUUUACACCUGUUGUCUUCAUUGAGAGGACAGACUUCAAGGAGGAGCCAGAGCCAGGCUAUAAGCGCCUGGCGUCUGGCCAGCCCGUGGGCCUCCGGCAUACAGGCUACGUCAUUGAGCUGCAGCGCCUCGUCAAGGGCCCCGAUGGCUCCGUGCAGAGCUUGGAGGUGACCUGCAGACGGGCAGAUGCUGGUGAAAAACCCAAGGCCUUCAUUCACUGGGUGUCACAGCCCCUGACGUGUGAGAUCCGCCUCUAUGAGCGGCUGUUCCAGCACAAGAAUCCAGAAGAUCCCACAGAAGUGCCUGGUGGAUUCCUAAGUGACCUGAACCCGGCAUCGCUGAGAGUGGUGGAGGAUGCGCUGGUGGACAGCUCCGUGGCCCUGGCAAAGCCCUUCGACAAGUUCCAGUUUGAGCGCCUUGGCUACUUCUCCGUGGACCCAGACAGCCGCCCUGGAAAGCUCGUGUUCAAUAGGACUGUCACACUGCGAGAGGACCCUGGGAAGAUGUAAGCUGGAGACGUCACGAACCUACCUACCUCUUCUGGAAGCUGGGGUUAGGCUUUGCCGGCCCUGACUCCAGGGCAAUAAAGACAAUUAAAGCCCCCCUCCA